AUGGGAAGAAGAGGCGCAAGGCUUUUGCAUCGCUGGCCCCUGUCCGCUGGUUUCACUUUGUCCACGAUCUUUGGUCUCAGGAGUUGCAGCUUUAGUGCUGCGGUGGGCAGCUCUGGAAGCAUUUCGGAGAGGGCCGGUCGCUUUGACGAGGCCCAGCUGACCGCAGACGUUCUGCGCAUCUUCAUCGACGGCGACUGUGUUUUCGAGUCGUUUUACCCGUACAUGCAGACUUUGGCCAAUCAGUCGAAGUUGGCGGUGUUUGUCGCGGUAAAAGGCAGCCAGAAGAUCGCCCAGGAGAGACUCCGAAGAAGGCUCCUGGAGUCUGGAAUCGACGAAUCCCAGCUUUUGCUGGUGCCCACGAGGACCGGGGCUGAGAAUGCGGCAGAUGUGGUGCUCACCUACCUCUACGGCCGCUAUGCGGGCACGAGGAACUACCUUGUUUCCGAUGACCGCAAGUGGUUCGAGGAGGUGGUGCGAGCCGAGCCCUGGAGGAUCACGAUUUGGAUCACCAGCGACCGGUUCCGGCGGCUCUGA
This is a messenger RNA of Symbiodinium sp. CCMP2592, 534 nucleotides long. The record is from the annotation of a GenBank genome assembly. NCBI's taxonomy places the organism in Eukaryota, Dinophyceae, Suessiales, Symbiodiniaceae.